Molecule: messenger RNA, 874 nt
Organism: Acanthoscelides obtectus
Lineage: Eukaryota; Metazoa; Arthropoda; Insecta; Coleoptera; Chrysomelidae
Source: the annotation of a GenBank genome assembly
AUGGAACUCAACCGAGGACAUUUUCGCGCCAUAAUUUAUUACAACUUUCAGAGACAAUUAUCGCAACAAGAAUGCCUUGUUGAGUUACUAAUUCAAGAAUUCAAACAUAGACGGGUGAGUCUUAGUGACGAUCCCAGGUUGGGUGCACCUAAAACAGCAGUGCGCAAACUCAUCACUGAAGAUAGACAUGUGACGUAUCGCGAGAUUGAGGCGUCCUUGAAGAUCUCAAAGACCUCAAUUCAAAAAAUUUUACAUGAAGAAUUCGGACAGAAAGCAGCCAGGGUUAAUUGGUGUCAAAAAACGCUUGACCGUUUCAAUUCCGGAAACUCAAAAAAUGUGUACAGCAUUGUUAGUGGCGAUGAAUCGUGGUUUUACUGUUAUGAACCAGAAAAUAAACGACAGUCGGCUCUAAUAAUUGUUACUGAGGAUUGGUAUAUCACCAUUUGUUUGCCAAAAGUCAUCACCGAGCUUCGAAAAAUCAACCCCAAAAGAAGAGUCAUCCUCCACCAAGACAAUGCAAGCUCGCACCCAGCCCAAAAAACAAGGCAGUAUUUAACGGAACAAAACGUGGAAUUAUUGGAUCAUCCUCCAUAUGGUCCCGAUCUAAGUCCGAACGAGUGCUUUACUUUCCCGAAAAUUAAAAACAGACUGCGUGGUCAAAGGUUCCAGUCACCAGAAGAAGCAGUUGACGCAUUCAAAAAUGCCGUUUUGGAUCUGCCAGCAAACGAGUGGAAUAAGUGCUUCGAAAAUUGGUUCGAGCGCAUGCAGAUGUGUAUUAAUCUGGAGAAUACUUCGAAAAACAAUAAAGUCAUUUAAAACUACCUACCGUGUUGUUUUAUUUCCAUAUGCAAAACUUAAAAGACAUCCCUCGUAU